This is a messenger RNA of Trichoderma harzianum CBS 226.95, 380 nucleotides long. RefSeq lists its product as hypothetical. Bases 127 to 294 code for a protein of 55 amino acids. The record is from RefSeq and is a predicted model, not a curated record. The transcript has a single exon. Lineage: Eukaryota; Fungi; Ascomycota; Sordariomycetes; Hypocreales; Hypocreaceae.
GAAUAAGGCAUUGAGGUCCAUAUUUAGCCCAAGUGCGUGCAGGGAACCGAAUCCUUGCGCCGCAUCACCACAGAGCAACCGGCAGCCAACCGGUCACUUGUGCUCCGGAGAGCGAGGUGGGUAAUAAUGGCUGGUGGUAGCGGUAUCGGUACCCAUAUUGAGGCGGUAUUGGCAAUGGGCUGUGUGCUCGUGAACAAACUCAGGUGGCUUUUCUGGGCUGUGAAUCAGGCACGCAUGGCUCCGUAUAUGCGGGGUGUUUUGUUGGAAGAUUCCAGAGAUGCCAGGUCGCAGUGAGUGGGAGGUCAAUUUAGGAGGUAGCCGUAGCAUGGGCGAGCCAUCUUUACCCAUCAAUUUGAAACAAAAUUGUACGUAGUAAUAGG